AUGGCGCUUAGUGCCCUAGCCACCGGAAAUGGGCGCUCAGCACCAAGGGGCUGGUGCUCAACGCUGGUGCGUCUGGAAGUGGCACCCAACGUCUUGGAAUCAGUGCCCAAGCGCUAUCAGCAAUCUCCAACCCUUUUUAGAUCACUUCUACCUUUCCCUCCAAGAUUGGAAGAUCAUGUUCGAGGGACAUUCGUGCUCACGGGAGCAGAUUUGGAGAGAUUAAAGAAUAGGGUGCUGUCCAAGUGGGACAGUGUAGACAUAGUUGAAGCAGAAUCAGACUCAAACUCAACGGUUUCUUCAAAACCAACCAAAUUGUCGACUUUUGUUCUAACUUGCGCUUAUACUUUUGUUUGCAUUGCCAAGGCCUGGCACGGAGUUGAAAAGGAGAAAAAUAAGUUUGUCAGUGGGUUCCCUAUGGAUUGGAGGGCCAGGUUGGAGCCUCCAAUUCCUGAAAACUACUUUGGGAAUUGUGUGUGGGGGAGUUUGGUGGAUGCUAAGCCAUCUGCAUUUCUAGAGGAAGAAGGGUUGGUUAUUAUUGCCAAAAGUACUCAUGGUAAAAUAAAAGAGAUGGUAGAUAAGGGUGUUUUUCAUGUGAUAGUUAAUGCGGGUCCUAGAUAUGCAGCUUUGGCAAAAGAGGGAGUUGAAAGGUUAGGAAUUGUAGGGUCUAACCGUUUUGGGGUUUAUGGGAAUGAUUUUGGUUGGGGGAAGCCUUCAAAGGUGGAGAUAGCAUCGGUGGAUAGAGCCCUAACAAUUGGAUUGGCAGAAAACAGAGAUGCGAAAGGCGGUGUUGAAAUUGGAAUUGUUUUGAAGAGACCAGUGAUGGAUCUUUUUGCUACUUUGUUUCGUACAGGAUUGUCAGAUGAGUGAUUCAACACUGGAAUGGAACAUGUCAUUUUUUCAUCACAACCAAAAUGUCUUGUGCAUUUGCGACUAAAACUCUCUUUGGUUUUCUUAUUAAAUGAUAGACAUGAAGAAGGUAAAUAAAUGGCUAAAGGAAACAAAAUGUGCAACAAUUUAACAGUCCCAUUUCCUGGUGAAUCAAGAUGCAUUAACGGACACAUCAUGGUUCAUGAGUCCCACUACACUGAAACUGCCUCAACCAGCAGGCUUGACUCAAAAGAAUAAGAUUUCAAUGAGUAAAAAUGGUUCCAUAAGACAAUAGUUUAAGUGUGAGGUACGGCCACCAUUUGACCCAAACAGUACAUGACUUGUGAAGAAAAAGAAUGGUACAAUAUUCAUUCUAAUAACCAAACAUAAUUGAAUCAAAUGUCCAGGACUUCAAUACACAUGAAACACACCUUGGAAUACAAUAAAAAAUAAAAAAUAGCGUUCAGCCGAAAAUGAACAUAAUAGUCCGUGGUUUCAAUAAUUCCUAGUCAAAUAUCACGUUAACCUAUUACUCAAGCACGGAAAAUCACACAAUAACAACUAAACAAUAUAGUUAUCAUCACACAUAUUACAAAGUAAAUAUACACUCAAUUUUAGCAAAUGACGAUCGAAUACAGAUUUAACAACAAUUGAUUUCAUUACGAGAAAAAUAAAAUAUGACAUCAAAUUCAUCAUCAGCCUCUUCAUACACAAUAUUUCUAUCAUUCCCAAAAUACAGAACUCGCCUCUACAAUAGCGACACCCCUUUGCUGUGAUCCCCUCGCAAUAGUCGAAGCCCUUUGCAGCGAGUCCUUUUGUCACAAAACCCUGUGAUACCCUCACUCUGUGAUAGUCGAAGCCUGGUCACGUCGCCACAGCACCGUCGUCACACGGCGACAACAACAUCCUCCAGCCGUGACAGCAACCUUCUCACUCCGCGAUAGGAACCUCCUCACAACCUCGUCAAGAGGCACCUUCGGUACUCUCGUCGCCCUCCUUCCUGAAUGACGACCCUCCUCACCGACACUCUCCUCAUGUUGACACAUUGAUCGAAGAAAAAAGGGAUUAAUGUUUGGGGGAAAGGUGGAAUUGGAGAGGGAGAGAGGACUCUCAGAUGCUUAGGGAGGGAGAGAGGAACACUAUUCUUGCGCAAAAACAAUUUGGCAGAAUGGGAGAGGGAAAUCCCAAAUCUGAUUUCAUUAAGUCCAUGCCUAUAUCGACGGUCAAAAGCCUUCGAUAAAUUCAGUUCCAUUUACCGAUGGUCAUAAGCCGUC
This is a messenger RNA of Vigna radiata var. radiata (mung bean), 2141 nucleotides long. Its product is annotated as malonyl-CoA:anthocyanidin 5-O-glucoside-6''-O-malonyltransferase-like. The coding region runs from base 1 to 867 and encodes 288 amino acids. The transcript is spliced from 2 exons. NCBI's taxonomy places the organism in Eukaryota, Viridiplantae, Streptophyta, Magnoliopsida, Fabales, Fabaceae. The record is from RefSeq and is a predicted model, not a curated record.